AUGAAAACAAACCAUCAAGCUUUUACUGAAUCAAACAAUAAAAAUAAAAGUGUAAAUAAAAAACCAAAGGUGUCACAAAAAAGCAUUCCAAAUGAAGUAGAAUGCUCGAUGUCGGGUUCGCUGGCGUUAGCGUUCCGUAUGUCACAAAUAGUUGGGAUUGCUCCUGUCAAGUUCGAAAGGCAGCGCGACGGCUCCCGCGUCAGUGUGUCACGAGCCAUGAUCGUGUGGUGCUUAUUUUACGUUACUAUGUGGAUCGAUGCCAUAUACCUUUACGCGGGCUACUACUACGCGUACAUUAUCCUGCUCAUUCUUGUAACGCAAUUCAUAAUAUGCGUCUUAGAAAUAUACAGGACUAUGAAGUCUUUGAACGAUAUUUUGGAAGGCGUGUCUCAGAUACACAAAUACUACCAACCUUACAACGAGGUGUUCGUUGUGCCCAAUAAGUCGGUCAACCAGGUCAUUGACUCGCUGGCAGCAGUUAGUGACAACGUAUAUCUAGAUGCAAAAAGUGCUCCAAAGACGCUCCCCGAGACCAUUCGCCUUCUCGCUCUGAUGUACGGCAGCGCGUGCGACGCAGUGGAACAGCUGAACUGCUGCUUCGCUCCAGAACUCCUGGCGCUGGUGGCGUCCUUCCUCCUGCAUCUGGUGGUGACGCCGUAUAAUUUCAUCGAUAAUAUUACUGGAGGCGCUGUCAACUACGGCCUGCUGGUGAUGCAAACGUUGUGGUGCAUCAUUCACUUCUCCUGCACCGUUGGUUUGGCAGAGCCCUGCCACAUUACGCAGAUAGAGAUAAAGCGCACCAACCGUCUGGUCAGCUACCUCAUGUUGCAGAGCACCGACGAGCUGGUCAAGCCCGAGCUGGAUAACUUCGGCAAAUUCCUGUACCUGAACAACACCGAGUAUUCUCCGAUGGGCAUCUGUGUCCUCACCAGAUCUCUCGUAGCUUCGAUCAUCGGCAGUGUCGCCACUUACCUUGUUAUUAUAAUUCAAUUUCAAGAAUCUGACAUCAUCUAG
Ostrinia furnacalis (Asian corn borer) is the source of this 1014-nucleotide messenger RNA. Its product is annotated as gustatory receptor for sugar taste 43a-like. Lineage: Eukaryota; Metazoa; Arthropoda; Insecta; Lepidoptera; Crambidae. Bases 1 to 1014 code for a protein of 337 amino acids. The record is from RefSeq and is a predicted model, not a curated record. Gene Ontology annotation, biological process: male courtship behavior; sensory perception of taste; chemosensory behavior. The transcript has 8 exons. Gene Ontology annotation, cellular component: dendrite; neuronal cell body; axon.